AAUAAAAAGAGGACACAAGUUUAUAAAGCAACACGGCACCAUCACAAAAAUCUGCUAUUUUGUGCAGGUCAGCCUCUCCAUACUGACUGACCAUCCUGAUCUGCUGCACUGGUUUUCUCGGCAGGAUGGUUUCACUUGUUCUGCUGCUCUUUGGCACGCAGGCGCUCUGCUCCUGGGCUGCCUCCCACGCCAGCGAGGCACGGGCUGCCUUCCUUUCCCCCCCCUGCAACACCACUGCAGCAGAGGAGGCUGCAGAUCUGGCUCUUCGCCAGAUCAAUGCUGACCGCCGAGAGGGCUACGUACUCCGUCUCUACCGAAUUUUCAGUGUCCAAGAACAUCCUCAGGAGAUCUCUAGUUCUGCCUUCUAUCUCGUCUUGGAUGUAGUAGAUACCGAAUGCCAUGUACUCAGCAAAAAGUUGUGGAAGAACUGUAAUGCCAGACCUGCCCAUGGAACUGUUUAUGGUCAAUGCAAAGCAAUUAUCUACAUUAAUCAGGCAAGAAAUAUUGCUCAUCUGAAUAAUUAUGAGUGCAUUUUACAACCAGUUCCACCCAGAUAUAUUUGGUCAGUAUGUCCUGACUGCCCAGUUGAUGAUGAUCCAACUGAGCCCAAAUAUUUGGAGGCUGCUGUUCAAAGCCUUGCCAAGUUCAAUGAAGAGAGUGAACAAGCUCAUUAUUUCUCCGUGCUUGAUGUCACAAGAGCUUCAAUGCAGUGGGUGAUUGGUCCUGCAUAUUUUGUAGAGUUUUUAAUUCAGGAGACAUCCUGCUCCAAAAAUGACACCAUUGCUGACAUCUCCAAGUGCAAGCCACUUUCAUCGGAACUAGCUCAAAUAGGUUUCUGCAAAGGUUCUGUAGCAAACAGUGACUUGCAACAUGAACAGUUUGUCACAAUAUCCUGUGAAAUCUACAAUCUGCAGGAUCCUGCCACUGAAGAGGGGAAGCAGCAAGCUAAGCAGACACCUGGAAAAUCCAGCCAGAGUCAUCAACAAGCUUUUCCUUCAGAAACCCAUCCUUUCUCCCCAUACCUAGAAAAAACAGUGGGCUCGGUUAAGAUUCUACCCGCUUCAACUGAGGAUACGUAUUUCCAAAGGCUACCAGAAAGUCAAACCAAACGCAAAGAUGGAAAGCCAGUUCUACCUGAAGCUGUAAGAUCUACAUCCACUCUCGAUGGACAAAAGACCCAAGUAGACAAAUCAGACUUGACCAACCCAGUCACUGGACCAGUUAUUCUCCCUUUCCCUGAAGAACUUUCUCUAUCAGACUCAUGCCCAGGUGAAGCAAAGGAGGUAAAUUCCAUCCUCCAGCCUUUGCUGCCUAAAAAGUAUACCAAAGUCUAGCCAGCAUCCAAUCACCUCAACUACCUGCAACAAAAUAACAGCCACAAUGGCAACCCAGUCUUUGAAUUUGUGUAACAUCUCUGAAUAAAUAAAUUGCUUAUUACAUCA
This is a messenger RNA of Columba livia (rock pigeon), 1442 nucleotides long. RefSeq names its product fetuin B (gene FETUB). The record is from RefSeq and is a predicted model, not a curated record. Gene Ontology annotation, molecular function: metalloendopeptidase inhibitor activity; cysteine-type endopeptidase inhibitor activity. The coding region runs from base 126 to 1334 and encodes 402 amino acids. NCBI's taxonomy places the organism in Eukaryota, Metazoa, Chordata, Aves, Columbiformes, Columbidae. Gene Ontology annotation, cellular component: extracellular region. The transcript has 7 exons. Gene Ontology annotation, biological process: negative regulation of endopeptidase activity; binding of sperm to zona pellucida.